Molecule: messenger RNA, 750 nt
Organism: Frankliniella occidentalis (western flower thrips)
Lineage: Eukaryota; Metazoa; Arthropoda; Insecta; Thysanoptera; Thripidae
Gene: Srx
Product: sulfiredoxin-1
Exons: 3
Coding region: 39-596 (185 amino acids)
Biological process (GO): cellular response to oxidative stress
Cellular component (GO): cytoplasm
Molecular function (GO): sulfiredoxin activity
Source: RefSeq, a predicted model, not a curated record
ACCAACCUCUUCUUUCGUAACGGUUGUGGAAAACGAAUAUGACUAAUCGUCGAGCAAUAGAAAAAUUUCCCAUCCACACGAAGGAUUUAAUAUAUCUCCUGCUUCUUUUAAUGGUUUCUCUUCAUCAAAACAGUAUCUCAUUAUUAAAUGCUGUUGUGGUGAUGUGUGGCCAACAUGCAUCAUAUGAGAAUAUUUUCAUUCGAAAUCUGUCUGCAUGUUGUUAUGCUCUCGCAGUUGGUUCUUUCAUCAUGGCAGCAGAUGAUGGAUCCACUGUCCAUUCACGGAACAUAGGUGAAAUUGAGGAGGUUCCAAUGUCAGUCAUAAUUCGUCCUCUCGUUUUAGAAGUUAACAGUCAGAAAGUUCAAAGCCUAAUGGAUACAUUGGAGGAUCCAACCACAGUUGACACUGUUCCUCCAAUCGAUGUUCUUUGGAUUAAAGGUAGUGAAGGGGGUAACUAUUUCUAUUCAUUUGGUGGAUGUCAUCGCUACACAGCACACAAACAAUUAGGCCGGAAAAGUAUACGAGCAAAGAUUGUUCAGUCUACCAUUGAUGACUUGAGAGUAUACCUUGGUUCUUCAACUCCGGACUUGAAGUGAAUACAGUUUACUUUCACAGAAAAUGUCAAAGAUUUGCUGUGAAUAUUUUUAUAUGCAAAAGGAGGUAUUGAGCUUAACAAUGUAUCAGUAUUCUGAAUAUCAAAACCUUUGGGCUGAGGCAUAAAAUAAAUAACUAGUUUUGACUAUUUUUUAA